This is a messenger RNA of Python bivittatus (Burmese python), 2855 nucleotides long. RefSeq names its product 4-hydroxy-2-oxoglutarate aldolase 1 (gene HOGA1). NCBI's taxonomy places the organism in Eukaryota, Metazoa, Chordata, Lepidosauria, Squamata, Pythonidae. The record is from RefSeq and is a predicted model, not a curated record. Gene Ontology annotation, cellular component: mitochondrion. Gene Ontology annotation, biological process: glyoxylate catabolic process. Gene Ontology annotation, molecular function: (R,S)-4-hydroxy-2-oxoglutarate aldolase activity; 4-hydroxy-tetrahydrodipicolinate synthase activity.
CCGUGCGUCUGAACUGAACUGUGUGGCCUGACUCCCCUCCCCGCGGGCGGUCUCGGUAGACCCUUUCCCCGCCUUCUUCAAGGGAUCUGGCGGUCCCGGGCCGCGCGGCACUCGCAGCAGGCAACAGCAGGAUGGCCAGGGCGGCGACUGUGGCCCCACGCUUUCUGUGCGCGCUUUGGCCGCGGGCCCCUCGCUCGAGCCCCGCGCGGGCCGCGGCGGUAGAUGCUCCCCGAAGGUUCGCGGCUGCGGCGGCACCUACUCGCCGCCUAGACCUGCGGGGUAUCUAUCCGCCUCUCGUCACCCCUUUCACGUCCCAAGGUCGUGUAGAUUAUGCCCGGUUGCAGGAGAAUCUGCGCCUCUACACCGAGAUUCCCUUCCGAGGUUUUGUAGUACAUGGUUCCAAUGGGGAAGCUCCCUAUUUGACACGGGAGGAAUGCCUGGAAGUAGUGAUGCGGGUGCGCCAAGCUGUGCCUAAGGAAAAGCUGCUGCUUGUUGGGUCAGGAUGUGAAUCAACUCACUGCACCAUUGAGAAAACAAAACAAAUGGCUGACAAGGGUGCUGAUGCUGCUCUCGUGAUAACUCCUUGCUACUUCCGUGGAAGCAUGACCAGUAGUGCCUUGAUCCAUCAUUACACACAGGUGGCUGAUGCAUCUCCAAUCCCUGUGAUACUCUACAGUGUUCCAGCCAACACGGGCCUGGAACUGCCCAAUGAGGCAGUGCUCAGCCUCGCGCAACAUCCCAACAUAGUGGGGAUCAAGGACAGCGAUGGCAAUAUUACACGCUUGGGGCUGCUUGUCCACAAGACCCAGAAUGAAGACUUCCAGGUACUGGCAGGAUCAGCUGGUUUUUUGCUAGCCAGCUAUAUUGUAGGCGCUACAGGAGGAGUCUGUGCCCUUGCCAAUGUGCUAGGCAGUCCUAUCUGUCACCUUGAGCAUCUUUGCCAUGCUGGAAAUUGGGAUGAAGCCCGUGAACUGCAGCACCGAUUGAUUGAGCCAAACAUUGCAGUCACCCGGAAAUUUGGGGUCCCAGGUCUCAAGCAGGCCAUGGAGUGGUUUGGUUAUAAGGGAGGCUUCUGCCGUGCCCCCUUACUCCCGUUAACUGAGAUACAAGUAAUGGAAUUACGCCAUGAUUUCACCUCCAAUGGCUGGCUCUGAAGGACAAAGCAUUCUAAGCAGUGCCUGGAACCUUGCUGCGGGCAAUUACUGUCUAAUUGGGAAAAGCUCACAUCUUGCAAUUUACUUAAAUACAGCUCAUUCAACUCAUAGUAUUGGAGCAUUGCUAUAGCAACAAAACAGGGGAAUAAAAUCUUCAGAACAGCGCUUCAGAUGAGAAAAUGCUGCAUCUGUGUCUCAUGGCUGACUAGAAGCCCAACAUUCCUUUCCCACUUGGAAUCUCUCAAUUCUUACACGGCACACCUAUCUCUAGAAUACUGUCUUAACUAUAUUCUAUUCUCUUCAGCAUUUUCCUAUAUCUUGACCAGUUCUGGAAUCAUAGAAUGAUGAAAGGCUAAUUGUCUGGGUUCAGAAAUUGAAGAUAUAUGUAAUCUUAACAGUCCUAUGUAAAGGAUGGCAUCUAGUUCAUUUUUAUGAUUUACUAGGCAAAAUACCAUUUGCACCACUGCCUCCUGCACAGUAAAUUGAGUUUGUUGAAUAGGUUACAUGCCCUGUUGAACAACUGAAUGUCCUUGAGGUGUAUAAGAAUGUACAAUUGGUGACUGAUUAUAUGCCAUCAAGUUGUUUUUGGAUUCUAGCAACCACAUAGAUAGAUUUUCUCCAUUACAAUCUAUCCCUAACCUGUUCUCUGUAUAUUUAUGGUACUCACAGAAGCUAGAUCAGCAGAACUUAAGGAAUUUUAAAAAGGAAGGUGCUUUAUUUAAUACAGCACUACUGUAUAGUUCUGAGUCUUGCUCAUAGUCCUCAGGGACAGAAGUUUUACGGUAUAGUAUAAAAAUAUAAUCUUCAUAGUAAUUUUGCUUCUGUUACUGUCCCUAUUUUGCUAUCUCAAUAAUGGUGCAUUAUAUUUGGAAAGAGAAAGGGAGAAUCAUUCAACAGUUCUGCAUAUGGCUAUGUUUUUAGCUAAAGGAUAAGCACUCUAUGCCUAGUUGAUGGUACCACUUCUUGCUGUGCACCCAGAUCCAAAAUGACUAGAAGUGGAUAAUUGUGCAUACAUAGUCACAGCCUCAGCCCCAUUAGCUAUAUUUACGGCUGGUGGUCAGGGAGAAUAGAGCACCAGAAUUUAAUCAAGCUGUUUUGUAUUUUUGUAUAAUUCCAGCAGCACACAUGGAACUGUAAGUGUUAUGGAAAAUCUCUUCUUUAAGCUGAAAAAGGGAGAAAAAGUUGAAGUAGUCAACAAGGAAAAAAAAUGCAUUGUCUCAUUUACAGGUACUUAGGUUUAGUUGCACCAGUUAAUGGAAACUAACCAAUUGUAUCAAAAUUUUCUCAGAAAAUGUAGUUAUGAGGAAAGUAAAGGAAUUAAUAUUCUGCCAUUAUAGCAGGCAGUUGCAAACAAAAAGACCAGCAACAGAUGAAAAGCUUUCAGGGAGGGCAGCUUUGACAGUUGUAGAUAUUGGGGUCAAAGGAACAAAGGAAAGAAUGGAGAGGAAUAUAACAGAAUAGUAUUUGAAAUACCAGAGUAGCCUAUAAUGAUCUAAAUAAACUCAUUAGCUGCACUCACACAUCCUGCUUAACUAUGAUUUAACCUUGGUUGUUGGAUAAAUUAUAGUAGCUGAAUUCAUGCAACUUGCUUAGCCACAAGCAAAUAAAAUGGCAUCUUGGCUGAGUGUUGUGUUUGAAUCUACUUUUUAAAGCAAAUUCAUAUAUUCAAAGAUGGCCCAUUAAAUGUGUUGGAAGAAGGCA